Messenger RNA from Pelagomonas calceolata, 372 nucleotides. Lineage: Eukaryota; Pelagophyceae; Pelagomonadales; Pelagomonadaceae. The record is from the annotation of a GenBank genome assembly.
AUGGCGCGGUCGCCGGCCGGUGCCGCGGCGGCGGACUGGCGCUUCGUGUACGUGGCGGAGGCCCACGCCCAGGACGAGUGGCCGCUCCGCUCGGCGCGCUUUUCGGCGGACGGCCAACCGGUGGUUGUCGACCAGCCGAAGACGCUCGACGCGCGCCUGGGACUCGCGCGGCGCUUCAAAGCCGACUACGGUAUCGAGUCGCCGCUCCUCGUGGACGACCCGGCCGACGAGGCGUUCGAGCGCCUCUACGCGCCGUGGCCGCUGCGCCUCUACGUCGUGCGCGGCGCGACGCUCGCCUGGAUCGCCGAGCCCGACGGCGCGACGUUCGAGCCGGCCGUGGCCCGGCUCCGCGCCAUGUUCAACCUCGAGUGA